AUGGCACCCAGUCGGCCAGGACUCAAAAAUGAGUCUAGCCCAGGCUCUCUACUCAGCGAUGCAGAGACCCAGUUCGAGGUCGGCAACCUCGACGAAGCGGUUACGCUUGCCCACAAAGCCUUGGAAUCAACCGGCGCCGGGGGCGACUUCGAGCUCCGCGCGCUCAAUUUACUCGGCACGCUGGCAGUGGAAUCAGGCGACGCCGACGAAGGACGCAGCUACUUUGAGCGAGCAGUCGAGCUGGACGAGGAUGGCAUGGCGGACGAAAAGGUUGGCGGCGGGCCGGACAAGUUCCUCUUCCUCGCGCAGCUGAGCGAGGACGGCGGCGAGGACAGCGUCAAGUGGUUCGAGAAGGGUGCCUCAGCUCUGCGCAGCCAGAUCCAGAACCUGACGGGCCUGGCGAGCAGGACCCCCGAGCAGCAGGCCAGCCUGGAUGAGAAACAGGAAAAGCUGGGCGGGGCGCUGUGCGCCGUGGCCGAGGUGUACAUGACGGAUCUCUCUUGGGAGGCGGACGCCGAGCAGCGCUGCGAGGCGCUCAUUACGGAAGCCAUCAUGAUUGCGCCCGGUCUCCCCGAGACGUGGCAGACCGUUGCGAAUGUGCGCAUCUCGCAGGAGCGCGUGGAUGAGGCGAGGCAGUCGCUGAAGCGGAGUCUAGAGCUGUGGCAGGAUUUGCCCCCGGGCCAUCCUAUCGUCCCCGCGUUCCCCACGAGAAUCGGUCUUGCGCGGUUGUUGUUGGAGACGGAGCUGGAGGAAGAUGCGCUCAGGGUGCUGGAGCGACUGGUUACGGAUGACGAUCAGAGUGUGGAGGCGUGGUACCUGGGUGGAUGGUGCCUGUAUAUUGUAGGCGAGAAGCAAAGGGAUGGUCAAGGUCAGCAGAAUGGAGAUGCAAAGAACGAGUGGAGAUCGACGUGGUCGACGGCGAGGAAGUGGCUGUGGCAGUGUGUAAAGUUGUAUACCAUGUUGAACUAUGAGGAUGAGAGACUGGGCGAACAUGCCGACGAGUUGUUCCGGGAGAUUAGCGAUGAGUUGGGCGAAAUGCCGGAGGGUGAGAGGGAUAACUGGGAGGAUUUCGGGGACGAAGAUGAGGUUGAGAUGGAUGACGAAGACGAGGAAAUGGAGGGUUGA
Molecule: messenger RNA, 1125 nt
Organism: Metarhizium brunneum ARSEF 3297
Lineage: Eukaryota; Fungi; Ascomycota; Sordariomycetes; Hypocreales; Clavicipitaceae
Molecular function (GO): protein binding
Source: RefSeq, a predicted model, not a curated record